Messenger RNA from Stegastes partitus (bicolor damselfish), 3520 nucleotides. RefSeq names its product lysyl oxidase-like 3b (gene loxl3b). Gene Ontology annotation, biological process: collagen fibril organization; peptidyl-lysine oxidation. The transcript has 15 exons. Lineage: Eukaryota; Metazoa; Chordata; Actinopteri; Pomacentridae. Gene Ontology annotation, molecular function: protein-lysine 6-oxidase activity; copper ion binding. The record is from RefSeq and is a predicted model, not a curated record. The coding region runs from base 262 to 2694 and encodes 810 amino acids. Gene Ontology annotation, cellular component: membrane.
UCCUCCUCCUCCUCACCGAGGCUGUACAGCUGGCAAUUUACGGACAAUAACGCCGAAAGGAGUAAUUGGCUGCUGGGUGGACCGUUGCCCCGCAAAUUGGACACCGCGUUUGAUGGAGGAGAUGAUUUAGCGCAAGAACUGGGAUAUUUAUUAACCUCUUUUCUUUUUUUAUGAAGUUUUGGAUCAUCAAAAAUUAAGAUCCCCUCCCUUCUCCAGUGGAACCGUUACAACCUCCUCUCAUUGGCAUUAUAAGCUGAAAUAAUGGAGAAGUCCAGACAGCGGUUAGCGUUCGGCCUCCUGUUUGUGUUGUGGUGGCCCUGCUGUUUAACCCAGACCACACCGUCAAACGCAGCCACGCCGACUCCCUCGCCGCCUCCCUCCACAUCCCCUCAGCCCCAGACCGAGCGGCUAAAGGUCAGGCUGGCCGGAUACCCUCGAAAGCACAACGAGGGCCGGAUAGAGCUGUUCUACAAGGGCGAGUGGGGAACCAUCUGCGACGACGACUUCUCCAUAGCCAACGCACACGUGCUCUGCCGCCAGAUGGGCUUUGUCUCGGCCACGGGAUGGACCCACAGCGCUAAGUACGGAAAAGGCCAAGGAAAAAUAUGGCUCGACAACGUGAUGUGCGGCGGAGGUGAGAAGAGCAUCGAGCUAUGCAAGUCUCGCGGCUGGGGCAACAGCGACUGCACCCACGACGAAGACGCCGGCGUCGUGUGCAAAGACGAGAGGAUUCCCGGCUUUGUGGACUCCAACGUUAUUGAUGCCCAAGUCGAUGAGAAUAAAAUAGAGGAGGUGCGACUCCGGCCGGUGGUUGCUAUGGCCAAAAAGAAGAUGCCCAUCACGGAGGGUGUGGUGGAGGUGAAGUUCAAAGACGGCUGGGCUCAGAUCUGCGACAUCGGAUGGACGAUCAAAAACACUCGGGUGGUCUGCGGCAUGCUGGGAUUCCCACACGAGAGGAAGGUCAACAAGAACUUCUACAAGUUGUACUUGGAGCGCCAGAAGAACUACUUCCACGUUCACUCUGUGGCCUGUUUGGGCACCGAGGUCCACCUGGCCGCCUGCCCCCUGGAGUUCAGCAAGCCCAACGCCACGUCGGCCUGCAGCGGCGGCAUGCCGGCCGUGGUCAGCUGCAUGCCGGGGCCGCUCUUCAUGCAAAACAGCGGUUUGAAAAAGAAACUUAAAAUUUCGAGCAACGUGAGGUUGAAGGGAGGUGCCAGGGUGGGCGAGGGCCGAGUCGAGGUUCUGAAGGACAACGAAUGGGGGACGGUGUGCGACGACCGCUGGAACCUGCUGUCGGCCAGCGUCGUCUGCAGGGAGCUCGGCUUCGGCAGCGCCAAGGAGGCUCUGACCGGCGGACGUUUGGGACAAGGAAUGGGUCCAAUAUACAUGAACGAGGUGAAGUGCCUCGGUCAGGAGAAGUCCAUCAUGAACUGCCCCUUCAAAAACAUCACCUCGGAGGACUGUCAGCACAUGGAGGACGCUGCCGUUCGCUGCAACGUUCCUUACAUGGGCCUCGAGAACACGAUCCGGAUCACAGGAGGACGAACCCGCUACGAGGGCCGAGUGGAGGUGCUGAGCUCAGACUCUAACGGGACGCAGAGCUGGGGUCUGAUUUGUGGAGAGAGCUGGAGCACCAAGGAGGCCAUGGUGGCCUGCAGGCAGCUGGGUUUGGGCUACGCUAACCAGGGCCUGCAAAUCCGGAUAGUGGGCGGCCGGAGCACUUAUGAGGGCCGAGUGGAGGUUCAGGUUGGGUCCAAGUGGGGCACAGUGUGCAGCACAGGCUGGACCACAAAGGAAGCCAUGGUGGUUUGCAGGCAGCUAGGGCUCGGAUACUCCAUGCAUGCCAUCACUGAAACCUGGUACUGGGACAGCAGCAACGUGACGGAGAUGGUGAUGAGCGGCGUGAAGUGCACGGGAAGCGAGAUGUCUCUGAGCCAGUGCCAGCAUCACAAAACCGUCAGCUGCCAGAAAGCGGCGGCAAAGUUUGCAGCAGGAGUCAUCUGCUCAGAGACUGCCUCCGAUCUGGUCCUGAACGCCUCUCUGGUCCAGCAGACGGUUUACAUCGAGGACCGACCCCUGCACAUGCUGUACUGCGCCGCCGAGGAGGACUGCCUGUCUAAAUCUGCCGCCAAGGCCAACUGGCCAUACGGACACCGACGCCUGCUCCGGUUCUCCUCCCAGAUCCACAACAUCGGCCGGGCCGACUUCAAGCCGAAGGCUGGGCGGCACUCAUGGGUCUGGCACGCCUGUCACGGCCACUACCACAGCAUGGACAUCUUCACCCACUACGACCUGCUCAACGCCAACGGGACCAAAGUGGCCGAAGGACACAAAGCAAGUUUCUGUCUGGAGGACACGGAUUGUCAAGAGGGCGUUUCUAAACGGUACGAGUGUGCCAACUUUGGCGAUCAGGGCAUCACCGUGGGCUGCUGGGAUUUGUACCGCCACGACAUCGACUGUCAGUGGAUCGACAUCACAGACGUCAAGCCUGGAAAUUACAUACUGCAGGUUGUGAUCAAUCCAAAUUCCGAAGUGGCCGAGAGCGACUUCACCAACAACGGCAUGAAGUGCAACUGCAAAUACGACGGACAUCGGAUCUGGCUGCAUAACUGCCACAUCGGCGAUGCGUUCAGCGAGGAGGCGGAGAGGAGAUUUGAGAAAUACCCCGGACAGCUGAACAACAGAAUUUCUUAAUGACUUCACAACAACAUUUCAACCAACGUGGGGAGCUGAGUGAAUAAAAACACACCUCACAAGCUCAAAAAAAAAAAAAAAAGACACAAAGCUUUUGUUUUCAGGUGCUGAAACGGAUCCCCACUGCGUUUCUCAGAUCUGUAGUCGUCUAAGAAGCCAGCAGUCUUUUCCUCCGGUGAAUGUGUCGUAUGUCUGACUUAUUAUACUUGAAUAUUCAAGUGCCGAUGUUUGUUUCCCUGUAGUCUCGUGUGAGUUUAUGCUACGUUUUUAUUACAAAUUCAGAUUUUUAAAGAAAUGUACAGCCUUCCAUUGAAUGUCUUUGUCGUUUUAUUUUUCAUUUUUGAUUAUUUUUGUAUAACCGGAUUUACUUUUACUUGGAUGGCGCAGGUUCAGAACUACCUGAAGACGCUGGGAAAAAUCAAUGUGAGGCGUAAACAGGAACACAUGCAGCUCUGUGAAAGUCUUAAACGCAACAUCACACCAGGUGUUUUUUAACCUGCAAAUGUGUCUCACAUCUUUUUAUCAAAUCUACAUGAGGAUGAACACACAGUCACUGCCUCCACAGUUACAGUAUUUUGUGAAUGUAUAUAUUGCCAAUAUCAAGGUGCUAAAGGAAGAAAAACGCUUGUUCAUUAGCAGUAUUGUAAAUUCAGAGUGCUUCAGAGUCAGUAUGAAGCCAUGUGUAGCUUUAGUCUGCGUGUCUUUUAGUCUUUUUUUUAGGGUUGUUCCUGGGAAAAUACAAGAACCUACAGUUACCAUGAAGAUUUGCUGUAUGUAUGCUGAUGUAACCACACCCGCUGCACCAAAUAAAACAGAGGAAACAUGA